Messenger RNA from Oenanthe melanoleuca, 1608 nucleotides. Its product is annotated as acrosin-like. Gene Ontology annotation, molecular function: serine-type endopeptidase activity. The record is from RefSeq and is a predicted model, not a curated record. The transcript has 6 exons. NCBI's taxonomy places the organism in Eukaryota, Metazoa, Chordata, Aves, Passeriformes, Muscicapidae. Gene Ontology annotation, biological process: proteolysis; acrosome reaction. The coding region runs from base 273 to 1415 and encodes 380 amino acids.
ACUUCCGUGUCCCAUCUGUCAAAGUGGUCAAGGACAAACUCUAAGCCCAUCUGUGUUUGAUAUGGACAGCUGGGUCUAGUGCAAGCCAUCCCACCCAGCCCAUGUGGGCUGCCAUGCCACAGGCCGCAGUGCCCACAACAUGGAACCCCAUCCUCCGUGACAUCAGCCCCAGGGCCAAGGAUACCCUGGCUGCUGCUGCGGGCAUUGCGGCUGUGGCUGUGCUGCUGCACGGAGCCCUCAGUGCUUGCAGCUGACACGCGCCUCUGGCAGCCAUGAAUGGGCUCGGCCUCCUCGUCCUGCUCACCGUGCCUGGGCUGGCACACGGCUUAUGGGACAACUGUGGAUGGACCUGCGGGCUCCGAGCUCCGCCACCUGUCUACAGACCCAUGACUUAUUCCUAUGGCAAUGUGUCUUACGGCAUGACACGCAUCGUGGGUGGUGCAAAUGCCCUGCCAGGGUCCUGGCCAUGGAUGGUCAGCAUCCAACAUCCCAGGAUACGAGACCUGAAGCAUCUGUGUGGAGGGUCCCUCAUUGGCCACCAGUGGGUCCUCACAGCAGCUCACUGCUUCGACAUCAUUUUUGAUCCCAACCUGCUGUAUGUGGUGAUUGGAGCCACUCAGUUGACUAAGCCAGGCCGUGAGGCACAAGUGCGCCAUGUCAAGCAGGUGCUGAUACACUCUUACUACAAUUCGAAUAACAUGAAGUAUGAUAUUGCCAUUCUGGAAUUGGACCAUCCUGUCCAGUGCAGCCAAUACAUCCAGCUGGCCUGUGUGCCCGAUGCCCAACUGAGAGUGUCAGAGCUGCAAAACUGCUGGAUUGCUGGCUGGGGUUCCAUUGCUGAGGGAGAUAGAAAAGCGAGUGAUCACCUGCAGGAAGCCAAGGUCCGGCUCAUCAAUGUCAAGCUCUGCAACAGUAGCCACUGGUACUCAGGGAGAAUCCACACCCACCACUUGUGCGCUGGUUACCCAGAGGGCAAAAUCGACUCCUGCCAGGGUGACAGCGGUGGUCCUCUCAUGUGCCAAGAGAAAUACAGUGACUACUGGUGGGUCAUUGGAAUAACCAGCUUUGGAAGAGGCUGUGCCAGGGCAAAGAAGCCUGGAGUCUACACCUCCACUCAGCACUUCUAUGAAUGGAUCCUGUACCUGAUGAACCUGAGCCCAGAUGAAAGUUUGUUUCCAACUUCAGGGGCAUGUAGUCAUUAUCUGACCACUUCACACCCAUGGAGUCAUUAUUUUACCACCCCACAACCCCCUCAGAAGCCAUGGCCAAGACCAACCCCCUCUCUGAAACCAGGGCCAGUACCAGGAACAUUGGGCAAAGUUAACUUCUGCCCAUUUCCUAUCAAGAUUCUGGUGGAAUUCUUUACUCGAGUGAAGAAACUCCUCCAGCAGAUCUUUGCACAAAGCAUAUCUUGAGCAGCAGGACAGCAACAACCGAGGCCACACUGCAGUGCGAAGCAGCCUUUUCCUGCUGGGCAAUGCCUGCUGAUCCAAAGGCAGCCACAGUGUCAAAAGCCUGCUCUGUCUUGCCCACACUACUCCUCCUCUCUUUUGUGUAUGCAGACACCACAGUUACCUGAAGUAAAGUUGCCUAUGGUCACAAGGAACC